This is a messenger RNA of Anopheles moucheti, 1746 nucleotides long. RefSeq lists its product as uncharacterized. The record is from RefSeq and is a predicted model, not a curated record. Lineage: Eukaryota; Metazoa; Arthropoda; Insecta; Diptera; Culicidae. Bases 1 to 1746 code for a protein of 581 amino acids. The transcript has a single exon.
AUGGCAUCAUCAUCACCAAGUGUGGCUUCGACCGAUUCAUACCCAGUAAAUUUCCGUUCCUACAGCACCAAUCAGACCACCGAUGACGGAACACAUUCAAAUGAAUCGAAACUACUGACCCCAAAUGAAGAUAUUCGAACAUUACCAGCGGUAGUUCCGAAGGUGAAAUGGGACAAGGAACAGUUUGACGUUCGCCGACCGUAUGAAAGAAAAAAUUUCGAGCGCCCUUACCGAGAUCUUCCCGGGCAUUUAUCCACCUUUGAAGGGCUGAACGUGAAGCCACGAAAAUGUACCACCACAAACCCAUUCGCUAGACGGACGCCUAUUGAGGAAGUGUUUCACAAGCGCAACGUUAAGAGUGUUUGUCCGGCGGAAGUACCGCGACCACUAGAGGAUUGCGUGGAGGAUGUUAUUGUGGCGGACAAUGUGAGCUCGCGGGAAAGUACGGCGGAGGCAAAGGUGGAAGAGGCGGAGAAAGUUGCUGACGGGAGGAGGAUUGUAUCGCGAGAGUGCUGCAAGACAUUUUUCCGUGCCCGGAGAGCAUUGCUUAGAAGUGAACUGUUUCGAGAGUACUUCAACCGUGAACCAACUUCGGAAAAAGAAACGCCAACGGCGGAAGAGUCCGAUGAUAGUGAAGAAUUACUGGACGACUUGCCAGAUGAGUUGAAGCAGAAUGACAGCAGUGUGGAUCGUGAAUUUCCAGAUAACGAACCUCACCCAGUUCGAAGUAGCUCAGUUGCGUCUUAUCAGCCACCGACAAUAAUGCACAGGGAUGAGAAAGUUCCUGUCGUUGAAGCUCAGGAGCAGUUCCUGCAACGAAUGAGAUCUCGAUACCUGCAAAAGUUUGACCGUGUUACACGGCAGCUGCAGGAUGCCGAACAAGAACGGCAGAAACCUCCUGUACCGUUCGAUGCGGAAAAAUACGAAGCAGAAUUUCCAGAGCCUGACAUCCGGAACGAAGCCAAAGUCCAUUUCCGCGAGGCGCUCCGAAACCGGUUGGAGGAACUGGACCAACUUCAACACCGCACGGUUCGUAAAUAUCCGACAUCCGUGAAGCAGUUUGCAGCGUACAAAGCUCGCAUUAUGGAGGAUAGGAGAAAGCUGCGAGAUGAGGCGUUGCUUGUGGAGGAUUACUUUCGCAAUGCAAACACCCCGAAGGAACUUCCCGAGGCAAAGCUCGAGGUGAAACGGUACCGUUUGGCGGAAUUCGGUGUACAUCCUGACGACUCGGAGGACGAAGAGGAGCGGGAGGCGAACGAACAAAGCAAGCGAAAUGAGCCAUUGGUUUAUCACACUUGCAUGACCCGGGAGGAAUGGGGCCACUGGAUAGCGCACAGCACCAAGAUCGAAAAGCUGAAGUUACCAAAAGUCACCGUGCCGCGUGUUCCGGUGCUAGUGCAGAAAUGUGACGAGAGUCCAAUUCGACUUUAUAUCCAAGGAAGCCCGUUGGUUGGCACUAUAAACACUGAUAGUUCCCCAAAAAAGAUUUUCCAUUCCACUCAGACAUUGACUCCCCGCAAAUCUAAGGUUUCGAUGCGUGAUCUUCUGUUUGACCCGACGCCCCGACCAGAACCGAUGGAUUACGUGCCGUAUAAUGCAAGCCUCCGACCAUAUUCGAACAUUGCCGAGGAGCAGUUUCGUAGCGUCCAAGGGCGACGGAAGGUUUGGCGGCAGCUUCGUAAAAGCCGGAUGCAUUGGAUUGAGGCACUCGUCGAUGAGAUCUGCAGCCGAAAGCGAUGCGAGUAA